AUGUCCUCCUCCGACGAGGAGGCUGUCCGCCGCCCCGGACGCACCGCCGCAAACCAAAGUCCUGACCCGAGUGAUGCUGGCAAUGACUCUGGUGCUGAGAACCAUGGUGCUGGUGGUGAUGAUCUGAUGGACGACGACGCUGAUCUCUUCGGGUCUGACGGCUCAGACGGUGGAUUUGACAAUAUUGAUCGACCUCACCGUAGCUUGGAUGACGAGCAACUUGACUCGGGAGACGAUGAGGGCCGCUAUGACCGACGUGAAGACCGCAUGGACGAGGCGCCAGAUGGCGAGACCGAGAGUCUCACCAUUGCCGAAAUGACAAUUGCGCGCGCCCCGGUGCCAGCCACGAAUGACCCCGAGGUCUACACAAUGCGCGUCCCCGACUUCCUCUCCAUCGAAUCGGAAGAGUUCAACCCCGAGACAUACAUUGCGCCGGCCUAUUCCACGGCCGCGACAUCUCUCUGCUGGCGCCGAGAUCCCGCUGACGAGGAAAAACUACAGUCAAACGCGCGAAUCAUUCAAUGGGAAGACGGCUCCAUCACACUCCAGCUCGCCUCCGCACCCCUCGAACAAUACCGCAUUUCAUCCAAACCUCUAGCUCCUCUUUCCAAGUCUGGCGAGUACACCACAAAGCUCGACUCCCACGUCUACCUCGGCGCUGGCCUGGAGCAAGCCGAGCUUUUCCGCCUGACUUCGCACGUCACACACGGUCUCACCGUUCUUCCCACAGCCCUAGAAUCUGACGAUGCCGUCCAACGGCUCCAAGAGUCUCUGGCCGCUGCCGCGCGCGGCAACAAGCAGACCGCAGACGGCGGUGUCCCAAUGAUCAAUGUGAAGGAAGACCCCGAGCUGGCCGCCCGCAAGGCAGAGCUCAUGGAGAAGGAGGCUAUGCGCGCUGAGCGUCGCCGCCAACAGCUGGCAGAUCGCGAGGCAGACCGCACUCGCCGCGUUGCCGCGCCUCGUACAAUGGCCAAUGGUCUCAGCGUUGGCGGUUUGGAAGAUGACGGUCUACGCACUACCCGCCCUCGCGCUAAGCCACGCCGACCCAACCGCCGUGGUGAAAUUAUGACGGACGAGGACGAGGAUUAUGGUCGUGGUGGCCGCACCCGUGAGGACGAGUAUGACGAGGAUGAUGGCUUCCUGGUCAGAAGUGACGAGGAGAUCGAGGAGGAAGGCGAUGACGACGAUGACGAGGAAGAGCUUGAAGACGAGGACAUGGAUGCUGAAGGCGAGGUCGACGAUGAGGUCGCUCCCUCCAAGCCAGCCCGGAAAGAGGAGGCUCCCCGGGGGGAUGGAACACCACCAGCCCGGAAGAAGAACCGCUACGUGGUUGAUGAUGAUGACGAGGAUGAGUGA
Molecule: messenger RNA, 1356 nt
Organism: Penicillium subrubescens
Lineage: Eukaryota; Fungi; Ascomycota; Eurotiomycetes; Eurotiales; Aspergillaceae
Product: Paf1-complex subunit LEO1
Exons: 3
Coding region: 1-1356 (451 amino acids)
Biological process (GO): transcription elongation by RNA polymerase II; positive regulation of transcription elongation by RNA polymerase II
Cellular component (GO): nucleus; Cdc73/Paf1 complex
Molecular function (GO): RNA polymerase II C-terminal domain phosphoserine binding
Source: RefSeq, a predicted model, not a curated record